AUGGACAAAGAGGAGCACUCAGUAAUCUACAUCAAUGAUGAUAGUGAAGAAGAAGAAGAAGAAGUUGAGGAAGUGAUAGAAAUAAAAGAUGAUGAUGUGGAGUGUUCAGCAGAGUCUAAUCUAACAGCAGAAAAAUGUGAAGUACUUGGUAGUGAUGAGAAGGCAUUGGUUCCUCCAAGAAGGGAUGGAGAUACGGGACAUGAAGUAAGGAAUAAGCUCGAAAAAAUUGGAGCUCAACUUAACAGUGACCUUGUGGAAAACAAAACAAGAAUGCAGUCCUAUAUUAAAAGUGUAGUCAAAGACUGCAACAGGAAUAUCAAAGAACACUGGAAAGCUCAUCAAGAGGAAAUGCGGGAGUUUAAAAUUGAAUAUACUGAGCAAGUUAUAACUGUGUUUAAGCAAUGGGAUUCUGAUAUAAAGCAAGUUGAAGAUCAAGAAAAUGAGCUAACUGGUAGUUUUAAUCACGAAGAGAGGAUUUUUCAACAAACUAGAAUGCUUCAGACCGACAACCUGAAAGCACUUAAGCAGGCAGAUGAUAAGUUCUUAAAGGAUUUGCAGAAUUUGGAGAAGAAUUAUAGCAAUGUACUUAAGAGUAUACACAAUGAGUUUCAAAAGCAGAAGACUGUGCUACAAGGAAAAAUUACAGAUGGUUAA
This is a messenger RNA of Psammomys obesus (fat sand rat), 654 nucleotides long. Its product is annotated as synaptonemal complex protein 3-like. Gene Ontology annotation, biological process: spermatid development; meiotic cell cycle. The coding region runs from base 1 to 654 and encodes 217 amino acids. Lineage: Eukaryota; Metazoa; Chordata; Mammalia; Rodentia; Muridae. Gene Ontology annotation, cellular component: synaptonemal complex. The transcript is spliced from 7 exons. The record is from RefSeq and is a predicted model, not a curated record.